Messenger RNA from Sphaerulina musiva SO2202, 2609 nucleotides. RefSeq lists its product as uncharacterized. The transcript is spliced from 4 exons. NCBI's taxonomy places the organism in Eukaryota, Fungi, Ascomycota, Dothideomycetes, Mycosphaerellales, Mycosphaerellaceae. The record is from RefSeq and is a predicted model, not a curated record. Bases 725 to 2242 code for a protein of 505 amino acids.
CGAGGGUGGGUGGCACCAAAAGAGGACUGUCCGUUUUGUGCGCUCUUUGCGUACCGUAUUUUUCUCUGCUUUCUCGUGGUCCUGUACACUGGACUGGGCUAGGCUGGGCAUCCAUCUCUCGCGCCGUCUGUCUCUCUGUAUCUCCUCCACUUCAGUUCCCGUAUUUCCUCUUCCAGUCCGGGGCUGGGAAAUGUGCGAGUGAGUCCGCGGUGCCGGCAUCAACCCAGGGAAGGCCAAACCUCCCUCAUCACAAGAUCUCUCUCUCUGUUUCCUCUUCCUUCUUUGCUCGCUCACUUUCCUGCUCGUCCUACCAUGAACCUGUCCUCUCUUCUUGGCUGCUGUCUAAUCUUGUCUGCUUCUGUCUGGUCCGGUCCCGUCUGGUCCUGUCUCGUCCUGUCCUAGCUUCCCCUUCCACCACCACGGCUCUGCACGCACCUGUCACAUAAAGCGGAUCUCGUGUUCUGUGACCAUCCAGUCUUGCGGUUCUGCGUACUCUCGACCGCAUCUCUGUUUCUCUCUCGCUCUCUUCAUUCUCUCUCCUCCCUCUCCCUCUCCCUCCCCUUCUCUUCUCUUCCCUCCUUUCUCCUCCCUCUCCUUCUUCUCUCCUCUGCUGCCCAGACCAUCCUCCCCAUUCGAGUCUCCCGUCGGCCAUGUUCAUUAUUAUCACAUCCUUCGAGCGACACCCGCCCCUCCUCCCCGUGCACGAAUCCCGAUAAAAAACAAGAUGCAGAUACCACCCGUAGAUGUCAUCCUGUCCUGGCCGACUCCCAAUUAUGAUCAUCCCGAGACCCGAGGAUUGACCCUUCUGAUCCUGAUGGUCAUCUUCACCGUGCUCGUGCUGCUUUCCUGUCUGGGCCGCUUCUACAGUCGCAUUAUUGUGAAGCGUUGGUUCGGCUGGGAUGAUGGUUUCAUCAUUAUUGCUCUGCUCUUCACGAUAGCAAUGAAUGUCGUGGUCAUCCUCGCCAAUCGACGAUACUCGUGGGACCGACACAUCUGGGACGUACGUCUCACUGCUCUACAAGAUGCCAACAUUGCUGCUUUCACUGCGAAGCUCUUAUUCGUCGGCGCUGCAUCCUUUACGAGAAUAUCGCUCAUCUGCUUCUACUAUCGCCUCGUCAAAAACAGUGGCAUCACCUGGUUCAACAAAGUCUUGCAUGCCAGCAUGUUCUUCGUGGUCGGCCUGGGCAUUGCCUUUACGUGUGUGGGAAUCUGGCUGUGCGAUCCCGUCGAGGCAUAUUGGGUCUUUCCACUGAUUGAAGGACACAAGUGCAUGAACGAAGGCACUUCCACGCUCAUCAUUGGAAUCUUCAAUUGCAUCGCGGAUUUGCUGUGCACCUUGCUGCCCAUCCCUCUAGUGUGGAAGCUCAAGAUGCCCGCGAAGCACCGCACGGGAGUAUGCAUUCUCCUAGGCCUGGGCUUCAUCGUCACCAUUGCGGGAAUUAUCAGAACAUACUUUAUCUGGCAGUCGUUGAUCAACAGCUGGGAUGAAACAUGGUAUUCGUAUCCGCUCUGGAUUUGUGCAGCGAUUGAGAUUGACCUCGCAGUGAUCUGUGCAUGCGCACCUUCCUUGAAACCAUUACUCCACCAACCCAUCUUGACCUUUACAUCCAAAGUCUCUUCCAAAUUCUCCCGCGCCUCCUCCGCACACGAAUCUCCCAUGGCAUCUCAAAAUCACACGAAUCCCUCCCACCAAGGAUCUUCUCCUUCCCACCACGCCAAAUCCUCCAGCAAACCCUCCUCCUCUUCUUCCCUAUUCAAAAUGCCCUUCUUCACCCGCCACGGACUCCUCCCCUCCACCAUCACCAACACCACCCAAGACAGCAUCUGGGACGGCGACGAAGAAUACGGCAUGCUUCCACCCUCUCGUCUCGUCGAGAAGACCCACACAAGUAGCAACAGCAACAGCAGCAGCAAAAGCAGAGUCAUCAUCUCCACCCACCCCGCCUCUCGAAGUCCUACCUGGCCGAUCCCCGAACCCGACGAAGCGAUUCUCUUGUCUCCACAUCCUCAUCAUCAUUCACCUGCUACUACUACAGUUUCUACCCCUGCUCCUGCCGUCCCGACCCCCACUACUACAGGAGGAGGAGGAGGAAGAAAACCCACCCUCGAAAUCAUGAAGAGUAGUUGUGUCGAUCAGGAAUUCUCGUAUAUUGGCGAGAGAAGAAGGGAUGGUGAUGAUGAAGAUGAUGAUAGUUUCAUGUUGGAACAAGAAGGGCGGAAGGACUAUUGGAGGCCGGGGUAAGAUGAGUAUUUCUCUCAAUAUGUGGAUGCGGAAUAUGGGUUGAUAUGAUAUGAUAUGUUGGGAAUGCGAGGAUGAGGGAUAGGGAUAGGGAUAUAGGGAUGGGACAGGAAAGAAGAAACCAAUUAUCAAGGCGAUGAUGAUGUGAUGAAUUGAUGAAAAAUUGGGAAUCAGAGACGAAUAUCCUGGAUGGGGCAAUAUCGGGACCCGGGAGGGGGGCGGAUAUCUGGAUUAGGUCCUGGGAAAUCUCGGAAUGGUGGGCGGGGAAAUUUUUGAAGGCAAGAAGGAUGUAAUAUUGCCGAAAGGAAUUGAUAACAUAACUAUUAUACGAUAGAAGAGUUUCUGAUUCACGAUAUACAUAAACACUUGC